Messenger RNA from Frankliniella occidentalis (western flower thrips), 767 nucleotides. RefSeq lists its product as uncharacterized. Lineage: Eukaryota; Metazoa; Arthropoda; Insecta; Thysanoptera; Thripidae. The record is from RefSeq and is a predicted model, not a curated record. Gene Ontology annotation, molecular function: proton channel activity. Bases 36 to 767 code for a protein of 243 amino acids. The transcript has 3 exons. Gene Ontology annotation, biological process: proton transmembrane transport. Gene Ontology annotation, cellular component: membrane.
UCAACAGGUGCGAGGAGCUGGCGCGGUUCGCCCUGAUGCACUGCCUGGCGUCCAGCCUGUGCUUCUGGGUGUGGACCAUCCUGAGGGAGACGAUGGACUCGCUGGCGCACUACGACCACCAGGACGCCCCGCACGAGCACCUGGAGCAGCCCGAGGACGUCCUCCUGGACUACGACACCGACUACCCGGCGGCGCCCCUGGCCGCGCCCCUCGGAUCCACCCACGCGCCGACGGCCGGCACCGGGCCAGUGGCCAUGCCCCUCACCACGUACCACAAGCGCGGUGCUCUGGAUCUGGUCAAGUUCAUGAACGCCUCGUCGCUGGGCUCGUCCGAAUGCCGGGCGUCCACGCAGCUGUCUACCGUGCUCGACAGCCUGUCGCCCUACCUCUACCCGUUCACCAUCGAGUACAGCAUCCUCGUCGUUGGCGUGCUGUUCGUCAUCUGGCAGAACAUUGGCAACUGCAGCAACGCGGUGGAGGAGGCCGCGGAGGCCGACGGUAAGGUGAGCAGCGCGGCGAGCACGUCGAGCGCAAGCAGCACUGCUAGCAGCAGGGGCUCGACGGCGUCCCUGUGCCGCCCGCCGCCCAUGUCGCCACAGAGCGGCUUCGUGAGCAACGUGGUGCUGCACGCCGACUGCCACUCGGCCAACAAGGGGCUCUUCGCCGGCCUCAUCGUGCUGGUGGGGGCCGCCAUCUCCAUCAUCCUGUUCCUCCUCGCCAUGGCAGACAGGCGAGUCACAGUUACAUUAGAGAUUUUAAUUUUCUAG